Molecule: messenger RNA, 3081 nt
Organism: Bactrocera oleae (olive fruit fly)
Lineage: Eukaryota; Metazoa; Arthropoda; Insecta; Diptera; Tephritidae
Product: lysophospholipase-like protein 1
Biological process (GO): protein depalmitoylation
Cellular component (GO): cytoplasm
Molecular function (GO): carboxylic ester hydrolase activity; palmitoyl-(protein) hydrolase activity
Source: RefSeq, a predicted model, not a curated record
AUUGUCAAAAUUAAUAAAAUUGAAGAAUGAAUUAAAUAUUGAAAUAAAGCUUAUUUUGCAGCAUCUAAUGUAAAAAAAAUUUCUAAAAACGAAUUAGUCAAAUGUUAGUGGAUAUAAAAGUGAAAAAUAUAAGUGUAUAAUUCAUUUUAAACCGCAAAAAUACGUACUUUAAAUAGUUAAAGUUUUCACUUUUAAACGUAAAUAUCUCGAAACCUAUAAGUUUCCCGCGGCUAUAUAUUCUUGAUCAGGAGGAUCUCCUCUAUCCGCCCAUACCCAUUUUAUCCCCGAAAGCGGGGACGGUAUACUAAAGCCGACCCGAGUUUUUUUCUGUAGUGGAUGUCGAGAUGUACAUUUCAUUAAAUAUUAAGAAACAUAGGCAUAUUGUAGUUUACAAUGACAAUAAAACAAAAGAUUUUGAGAAAACAUCUAUUGCAAAUCGAUAUGCCUCGUAAUGUGUUUAAAUUAUAAUCAGAAAUAAUCGUUUUUUUGUUGUUAUCGAAGUGACUCGAGAAAUGCAUGUUGUGAUCAAGUAGAUAUGUAGACCUGUUUUGUGGAAUUGUAUAAUAGCAUAUGUUCAAAGAUUUUUCCAAUUUUAUACAUUGAAAUGAUAAAGUUGAGAAAGAUUUAUCCCACAACUAGGGCGCAUAGUGGUACUGUAAUUUUCUUGCAUGGUUCAGGAGAUACUGGGUCAAAUCUUGCUGAAUGGGUACGUUUUUUACUGGGGCGCCACAUGGACUUUGAACACAUUAAAAUGAUAUACCCUACAGCCCCGGUACAAGCAUAUACUCCUUUGUCUGGAGAGCUUUCCCACGUUUGGUUUGAUCGUCGUGCUAUUACGAUCGAGGCUUUAGAAAACAGAAAGAGUUUAUCGCAAAUGUAUGAAAAGAUUAAUGAUCUUAUUCAGAAUGAAGUGGAACUUGGUGUAUCACCCAGCAGAAUUAUUAUUGGCGGCUUUUCUAUGGGAGGUGCAUUAGCCUUGCAUAUAGGCUAUCAUUUAAAUUGUGAUUUAGCGGGCAUAUUUGCUUGUUCUUCCUUUCUUAACCGUGAUUCAAUAAUAUACGAAACGUUAAGACAAAGUUUAGCUGCAGGAACCAGUUUGCCCGAGUUGCGGAUGUAUCAUGGCGCCAAAGAUAAACUUGUGCCUCUAGAUUGGGGUAAAGAAACAUACGAAAAGCUAACAGAACUUGGUGUAAAUGGAAAUUUUAUUCCUCUCGACAACACGUUGCAUGAAUUAAAGAAACAUCAAAUUUUAGAUAUUAGGGACUGGAUUUUAAAAAAACUGCCUGGGGAAAUUCAAUAUAAACUGUAAAUGCAUAAGGGAUAAAUUUUAGAAUACUAUUCCUCGGGAUUCGGGUAUGCGGGUAUGUACGGAUAGAGAAGGUUCUAAAGAUUAAGAAUAUAUAUAUACAUAUAUAUAUAUAAAUAUAUAAUUAUAAUAAAUUAGUUUUACACUUUAGAAACUUUAGUAUUACAUCCCACGAUUUUAGGAUUAGAAAGGGUAUGGUUGGAUAGUGGAGAUUCUCCAGAUCAAGAAUUAUAACCGCCGGAAAAUUAUAGUUUUCGAGAUAUUUACAUUUUAAGUUGAAAAUUUGACAAAUUUAUCUUGCAAUUUCUCGAUUUAUAGUUAAUCUUUCUUUUAGAUUAUGCACUUGUUAUACGCUAACACUUCACUACAUCGUUUCUACAUAUUUAUUUUACAAUAUAUCAAUUAUUUUUAUUUUUGCUUUCAAUAAGCAUUUUAUUUUGUACACAAUUUCCGUUACAUGUACAAUAACAAAUGGGUUCCAUGUUGACAAAUGAUAAGUGUUGCUAUAUCCAAACGAAUGAAAGCAAUCAAAAUAAAUAAAAAUAAUAAUAGAAAUACCUCUACAAAAUAUUAUGACCUAAAUUUUCAUUUUAAUAGAAGAAAGAGGGUUUAUAAGCAUAUAAGUAUGUUUUAUUGACUCCAUUUGUUGCGAAGGGGUUUUUUUGUUUGGUUAGAUUUUCUUUCUGCAUUUUCGGCCUUCGGCCAAAAAAAUAACCCUGGCCGAUCCAGCACAUGGGUGGUCCCUGUGCCUUUCGGGUACUACUUCUUUCUGCAUUGGCGCGCUUCAAAAGAAUAUUCCUGACCGAAAGAAUUAUGGUUCACGUAUUUAGGGUAUAAUCCUCUUUUAUAAUUAAUUUUAAUUCGUUUGCAAAAUAAAAAAAAAAUAUAAUAUAUAUAUAAUGGAUACGGCAACACUUAUUAUUUGACAACAUAGAACUUAUUUGUUAUUUUACAUAUAACGAAAAUUUUGUAAAAAAUAAAAAAUGUAAAAAAUUAAAGCAAAUAUGAGAAAAAUUGAUUAAAAUAAAUAUGUAGAAACAAUGUAGUUAAGUGUUAGUGUAUAAUAAGUGCAUAAUAUAAAAGAAAAACUUACUAUAAAUCGAGAAAUUGCAAGAUAAAAUUUGUUAAAUUUGAUAUGGAGAAUCUCCUCUAUCCAACCAUACCCUUCUAUGGAAAUAACUUUAAUUAUACCCUGAACAGGGUAUAUUAAGUUUGUAACACCCAAAAGGAAACGCAGGAGACCCUAUAAAAUCUUUAUAUAUUAUAUAUAUUUCUUGUGCGCGUGUGCAUGUCACUGAACUCUUCCUAGACGGCUGAACCAAUUUUGAUGAAACUGAUUGUGUGAGUUCAAGGAGAUUCGAGGAUGGUUUAGAUUAACAUUUUUGUCCACUGGAAAAGAUUUAUUUAACUAAUUUUUCAUUGAUCAGUAGUUGUUCAUUUUGGAAUGGUUUACGUUGGAUCCGGUAGACUACGCUACCAUUGCAGAUGUUAGAACGUUUUACAUAGAAUUCCGGCAGAAUGCGCUGCAGUCGUGACAGAUAUUCAAAAGUAUAUUUGAGCCUGCUGAGCGCUGAGAUCAGAUUCUAAGAUAGCAUAAGUAUAGUUUAAAUUAUUAAGACUAUAGACAUGUGUAUGGUGUAUAGUUCAUACUGCUAUGCUACUCUGUACGGAAAUAGUGAAUAUACAAAACUAAGAAAUAUGUAAAUAUGUUUAUAUUUCUUGCUCUGCCUCGAAGACGUGGCAUUUUUUGUAGAAAUAAAAUACUAUGAAAAAUA